Molecule: messenger RNA, 966 nt
Organism: Penicillium diatomitis
Lineage: Eukaryota; Fungi; Ascomycota; Eurotiomycetes; Eurotiales; Aspergillaceae
Product: basic secretory family protein
Exons: 1
Coding region: 1-966 (321 amino acids)
Source: RefSeq, a predicted model, not a curated record
AUGACCACCACCGCAAUUCCAAUCACAUCAGGCCAAGCCCCAACUGAGUCUGCAAUUCCUAAGGCGGUUCCAAGUCACAGUGAUUCUCAGACAUCGGCAGACAAGGACAAAUCACAAGACCAACGAAGCAUAGCAGUAACAGUGCAGCCUUCUCAAGCAAAGUACCGCCUCCAUGCUGAGGAUUUUCGUCAUUCAGGAUCAGCCGCCUUCAUUUCAUACAUUCCUGAUGUAGGCGCUACCCUCGACGCGGCGCUUGACAACAUUAUCAAGUACCUUUAUACUUCUCCAGCCCGCACUUCUGCAGCAUAUUCUCCUACGAAAGUCACAGGAUAUACCCGGGGGCAUCAGCCUGAAUUUGUCCCAUCAAUCCCGCCUACACGCGCGGUGACUGUGUUUCUGCGAGACUUCAGCGGCGUUGCCUAUACGACAGGCACAGAGCUCGAUAAUGAUCACAAAGAGAUCCACAUCUCGUUGUCCUAUAUCAGCCAUUGCAAAAACUCGGCGGCCAAAAACGAUCCAGCGCAUGAGCUAGCCGGCGUGAUCACCCACGAGCUUGUUCAUUGCUAUCAGCAUACCUCGCCUCCGGAUCCUGUGAAAGAUGGGAAGCCUAUCCCAGGCCCGCCGGGCGGUUUGAUUGAAGGGAUCGCUGAUUUUGUUCGACUCAAAGCUGGCCUGUCUCCGCCUCAUUGGACGCGGCCCACCCGUGCAUCCGAGCGAGAGAAGAAAUGGGACGCUGGGUAUCAGCAUACCGCUUUCUUUCUUGCAUGGAUAGAAGAUGUAUUGGUAGGCCAAGGUGCGAUCGGCAUGCUCAAUGACCGAUUGCUUCGAUGCGGUUAUGUUGGCGAGGAAGAUGGCCAAGAGGGUAGCCACCAAGACAGUUUCUGGAAGGGUCUCUUUGGCAUGGGUGUAGCUGACCUGUGGGCAAAGUAUGGAGAGUGGCUUGAUAACGACCCAAAGACAAGAUGA